This is a messenger RNA of Bacidia gigantensis, 672 nucleotides long. RefSeq lists its product as uncharacterized. Gene Ontology annotation, cellular component: mitochondrial intermembrane space; riboflavin synthase complex; intracellular anatomical structure. The transcript has 2 exons. Gene Ontology annotation, biological process: riboflavin biosynthetic process. The coding region runs from base 1 to 672 and encodes 223 amino acids. The record is from RefSeq and is a predicted model, not a curated record. Gene Ontology annotation, molecular function: 6,7-dimethyl-8-ribityllumazine synthase activity. Lineage: Eukaryota; Fungi; Ascomycota; Lecanoromycetes; Lecanorales; Ramalinaceae.
AUGGCCAGCCUCAAGGGCCCUGGUGAAGCUCGGUCUUACGAUGGCUCUGGCAUUCGAAUUGCAAUUGUCCACGCACGGUGGAACACUCAGAUCAUCACCGCCUUAGUCAACGGCGCCCGCAAAGCAUUACUCGAGUCCGGUGUCAAAGAAGAGAAUAUUGUUGUUCAAGAUGUCCCCGGAAGCUUUGAAUUACCUUAUGCAGUGCAUAAGACCUACGAAAGCUCCAAAGUCCAGGCUGCGAAUGUGCCCACAAUCUCCGCUUCUGCGGUGACAGACUUGUUAUCCGCUGCACCAUUGUCAGACCUCUCCACGCCACAGCCUACAGCUGCUAGCCAGCAGGAUCCUCCCAAGUCUUCCCUAUCGGCUCCCUCAAAGCCAUUGCAGACGCCUUUCAACGCAAUCAUUGCGAUUGGCGUCUUGAUUAAGGGCGAGACGAUGCAUUUUGAGUAUAUAGCAGAUGCUACGAGUCACGGCCUUAUGAGAGUACAGUCAGAAUUGGGAGUACCCGUCAUAUUUGGACUAUUGACCGUGCUCAAUGAAGAGCAAGCUAAGGCAAGAGCUGGCUUAAGCUCAGGUUCUCAUUGCCAUGGUGAAGACUGGGGUAAAGCUGCGGUGGAGCUGGCCAUGAAGAAAGCGGCAUGGGCGGAGGGAAAGUUCAUUCCAAAGACGUAA